CAACCACGAUGCACCGAGGGAUGUAUAGAUGUAUUUGGAUGUAUUUUUUUCUUUCAGCUCAUAUUUGCUCCUAAAUGCUGAUACUAUGUGGGAAUGCAUAAAGUGGGACAGUCGUACCAAAGAGUCUGUCCCAGUGGCUGAAAAAGGGAGCAAAAUUUCCACUGGGCCUCUGAUGGUGCAUAUCAUGAGCUGGCGCUCCCCCCAGCAGUCCGAAAGGCACCAGCUGAUUGAGGCUCCAUGGUAGGUCGUACCCAAUGUGGUCCUCCACAGACAGCCAGAUACUGAACACUGUGAUCCACCAAGUGGUCAGUGGGUGACACUUGAGAAGAACGGGGUCCUGGUUGCUCCAGAGUCCGACAGUAAUGAGCUCUGGGAUGCUGAGCUGCUCGGUGGCCCAGGAGAAGGGGGCCGUGUAUUCAUGGUGGAUGGCGUGGAUGCAGCGAUAAAGCUCUGUGUGUUUGUGGUGUAUAAAAUGCCAGAUGUAGUAUUGCGUGUCAAAGAGGAGAAGAAGAGCCAGUCCAUCUAUGAAGACGUUAUGAAGGGCAGGGGCUUCCUGAGGUAUCGCUGGUGGAGGUCCAUGACUGCAAAAGGUAAACUGAAGAAAAAGUAGCUGCAAAAAGCGAGCAGGACCGGCAAGAAAGGAGAUGAGAUGAGAGGCAGGUGGUGAAGAAGCAGAUAGUCCCAGAGCGGCUGCAGGAGACGGUCUGAUCUUUUGGAGCCCAGUCCUCCUUCCCAGUGGCUGGUGUUGGCGCCUCUGGUCAUCAUGCUCCCACAGCUGAUGCAAGGCUUCCCGUUGCUGUACGGCUGCAAAACAAACAGCAAAUGAAAUCAGGAGGGUUGCACGUCAUCCAGCUUCACUGCUUCAAGCUGACUUGUUCUUUGGCGCAGUAGCCACAGAUCAUCCUGGUGGCAAGCUCCAUGGGGUGGUCCUGGUCCUCAUCGUGGCACACGUCACACGGAGAGCUUUCCUGGGAACAGCUUAGGCAGCCCACAGUGAGAUGGCACUCUUGAAGCACAAGGUCAGAGGGAACAGCGUUUUGGAGGUCCAGGUAUCCCAAGACGUCGCUGUAAUGGUGCAGCAUGCACGGUCUGAACGCAGCGCUGAUGCUUGCAUUGCACUUUUCACACUGAGCUGCGCAGGCAGUCUUUCCAUUCAACGCAAGGUCUGCUGUCACCUUACACCUGAACACAUCCAGAACAAGUUAAUACAGUAGAUAAACAUGUUCUUUGUAACAUAUACUCGUAUAUAACCAUCUGCACCCAAGAUCUUUUCAUGUGGUUCAAUAAUCAAUAAUAAUCAAUAAUCAAACUUUAGAGACACCUCUUAGUGUGAUACACUUCCAUUUAGAAACAUAUUGUACAAUUAAAACUAACACAUUAACACAGAAAACUAAUUUAUUUAAUUAAUUACGUUAAUAUUUUUAGCAUGUUCUUCAUGGCAAGCCACGCCUCUCUGUUAUGACAGUGGAUGGAGGGAAGUGAAGCCUCCCCACGGAGACACACAACGUCCGUGCUCAGAACCUCAUUCUCCACAUGAUUGUGCAGGUGUUCUGUAAGUAUGUACAUAUAGCUAUGUAUUCGCUGACCUGUUGCAUUGCAGGCAAACAGUGAUGUACUCGCUGACCACAGUGGCUGUGUUCUCUCCCAGCCUCAGGCCAAGCAGCCUUACUUCUGUGCCUCGGCGGACGUCACUGAUCUUUAUAUUUUCCACCAAGUGACUGGCAUCCUCGUUUUCGUCCUGCUUUUGCUUACAACCUUGCCCUUCCCCGACUACUCUGUCGGCGUCUAACGUUUCUGUUCUCCCUUCAUCACUGCCUUCCUCUUCCACAUCUGCAGCGUCCGAUGAAUCAUUGUCCUCUGUUUUUUCACAUACUGCUGCCUGCAGAUCCUGAUAGGGUAUGAACUGUAACCCAGCCUUUUCUAAAUCAAUGUCCUUUUUCAACUGGAGGAAGAGCACAAGAACUAUAUCAAUCAAAUAUGUUAUGUUAAUAAGUGCUUGAGUAAGCAAGCAUCUCUCACCUGUCUGGCUCCCUCUGUGAAAAGCUUCUCCAAACUGCGAUCAAGCCAGCAGAGAAAAGGGCGGAAGAGCAGCUCGACUUUGCCAAGGAGUUGAUUGGUUGCAUGCUUUGCUUGAAGCCACUCCAGUGACGCUUGCUGUACGUGCCUACAGAGCCAUAGCACAAAUGUCUAUGAACCAAAAACACUCUGAAGAAGUGCUUUUAGUACCUUCCCAUCACUAAAGGCAGAUCCUGAUCCAAUGGAAUAUCCAGAGUGAAAAUCUAAAGGGAAUUAAAAUGUCAAUGGCAAUUCAUCAACACAUUCAUGUCAUACUAUUCAGUAGUAGUUCUCUUUACCUCCUUAGGGUACGUGUCUGGAAAGCUCACUGUGAUGUCUAUUUCUUUCAAAUCAAAAGGCUGCACAAAACAUGAAAGUAGUUCAACUUGUAAAGGAGAUGCAUCUAUAAACAUCCAAACAGUAAAUAUUUACCCAGUCUGGAUCUGAUGCUUCCACAGUGGCUCUGUAAUAAGUAACCUUGCCAUCGCUUCGUUCUUGAAUUAUGAGACUGUCUUUGGGAAAACGUCUCUUCAGCUGCUUGAUCUCAGUGUCUCGUAGCUGCAUGGCCACAUCCUCUGUUAGGUCACACAGCUUGACCUCCCGAAGGGUGUUUGGACGAGGUACCGGCACUCUCCUUUGUGUAAAACUGGUCUGGUUUCCAGACACAACAUUGUCAUCCACUGAGGUCAGCUGUGGUGGAUGCCAGAAGCGACACCUGUCCUCCAUGGUGCAGUGCCCUGAUAAAAAGUAGCGACAUGCGCGUCGUCCAGAAACUGAGGCCGCCUUGGACUUGGUCGUAAAUGGAGGCCUGUUCUCGACAUUUCCGUCAAGACCCAUUUGAGAUAGUGACAGGUUGUCGGCCUGAUCAGAAGUCCUGGUUGUUUCUUUUUUGUCAAAUCUUGAAUCCUCCCUUAUGUGUACAUAUCUGCACUUGGAACCAAAGUUGCAGUGUCUUCCUUGAGAGAAGAAGCGACACAGCUGCUGCGUUUGAGGGAUCACCUUUGGAGGGUAUAGGUCCUCUCCAGUAUUGUUCUCCAUUGUUAUUACACCUGAAUUUAAAGGGAACAUCGUAAACCACUGUCUGCUUUGUGAGUAGCCAGAAGCCUGGCCAAAGUGCAGUAAUCAAGUCUAACAAUGUUGGCUGUGUAUUAAUUAUUUACCCACAGAACUACAUUCUAUGUGGGUAAAUCCUGGUAGUCAGUACCCAUAACGUAUUUCAUAAUACGCAAGUCCCCUUCUUACAAUAUUCAGUUUACCAAAUGACCAGAUAUAUCAAAACAUGACGAAGCCACAUUAAAAACCGCUGAGCUAAGUAAACGGGAUCUGUAGUGUGACACAUUUACUCGUUUCUAGAAAAAAAAACAAAUUAAAACAUACUCUGCAGUUAAUGUCAACGUUCUCGUCGAUAUGUUUAUAACAUUAUAAUAACAUCAUGAAAUAUUGUGGAAAUAUGAGUGUUUUCCCUCACCUGAAAGUAGCUGUCAGGUUUACGUGCGACAAACAACGACACAGUGCGCGACGUGAUGACGUCAGGGAACGUGUACGUGCCGUCACGCUGUGAUUGUGAUUAUGUUUGCUUGUCGCCCUCUACAGGUUAGGAGUGUGAAUCACUCAACUCUGUCCAAAAAAAAUGGGACAUGAAAAUAUUGUAGUUUUAAUAAUUGUCAUGUUUUCCAAGCUUUACAGUAAUGUCAGUAAAUAUAGUAUUUUUAAUUCAAUUUUAGUGUAAAGUUGUAUAUUAUUUUUCAAUAAUAACAUCUUGCCACCAUUUCCAUUUUCAUAUCUGCAAGGUAUGGACAAUGUAGGAGUUAUUUCACAGUUAACCUGCUAAAAGGACUUGUCUGAACAAUAUCUUUAAUUUGUUGGUGUCACUUUACUGUCACUGAGCUGAAGCAGCCGCUGUUUCAAAUUGGCAUACAUUUUUGUGGAGAUAUUCCCUCUUAAGUAUGGCAAUUUUAAAUACUGGUGAAGAUAUGAUAUUUGAGCAUGUAACAAAGUUUUGUUGCAGCCAAAUUGAGACUGGACUAUGCAUAUUAUCUAUGCUCUCCACUCUUUCCCAUUGUUCUCACCGUCUUGUCUUACUUCAUCUUGUGUCUUCCAGGCUCCAUCCAUACUGGAGAUGAUUGCUGGGGUCCUCUGCAACCUGCUGCUCUUUGACCUGCAGUACUGUAAUCUGGCAUCAGUUGCAUCACAGGAUACGCUAGCUGGAUGUCACCUUCCAUGCCAUCCAUGGUUUUGCACGUCUACGUCUCUAUAGAGGACCGCUGUGGCUAUGAUUUUCCUUGGUCCACAUCAUGGCUAAUAAAAUACCCUUUGGGUUGUAUGGAGGACUCGGCAAACAUGAUGUGCACAAUCAGAAACCUCGACAGGGCCAUACACUAUCCAUUUUCUAUAUGACCUCUCCUCAUUAGGGUCAUGGAUUACCUUAAGAAAAAAAACCCUCCCACUCACGGGGAGGAUAUGCAAACUGCAUACUACAGUCAUUCAAACACUGUAAAUGCUGACUGGAACAUUGGAGCAGUAAGUGUGUGCUGUCAUUCACACUGUAGUUUCCUCUGUUGCUCUUAUGGUGGCGCUUGUCGACAUUCCGACGGAGUUGGGCUAAUGGAGUGAGUGAGCGGCUGCGAUAUGUCCAUGUAGAAAUUUACAUCUUUCAAUUCGACUUCAGUUCCUGUGUUCACGAUGGGGCAUUGUAGUAUCACUUCCUCGAAGACGGUGUUGGUUUUUCUGAACCUGAUAUUUUGGGCUGCCGCUGGCAUCCUCUGCUAUGUGGGAGCGUACGUUUUCAUUACGUACGAUGACUACGAUCACUUCUUUGAAGACGUGUACACCCUCAUCCCUGCAGUCGUCAUCAUUGCUGCUGGAGCGCUCCUCUUUAUCAUCGGGCUCAUUGGAUGCUGUGCCACCGUGAGAGAGAGUCACUGUGGACUCACAACGUUUGUCGUCAUUCUGCUGCUGGUUUUCAUGGCUGAAGUCGCUGUUGUGGUUCUUGGAUAUGUUUACAGAGCAAAGGUUGAAGAUGAUGUGAAUGACUCCAUCCAGAAAGUAUACAACGAGUACAACGGCACCAAUGGCAACGCACAGAGCCGUGCCAUUGACUACCUUCAAAGACAGCUCCAGUGUUGUGGCAUCCACAACUACUCUGACUGGCAGUAUACGCCCUGGUUUGACGUGUCAAAAAACAACAGCGUGCCCAUCAGCUGUUGCAAAGCAAACAUUGGUGGAAUCUGCACAGGGUCCCUUGCUCAUCCUGAAGAUCUUUACCAAGAAGGCUGUGAGGCUCUGGUUGUGAAGAAGUUAAAGGAGAUCAUGAUGUAUGUCAUCUGCACUGUGUUGACCUUUGCUGGCAUCCAGAUAUUGGGCAUGUUGUCGGCAUGCGUCGUUUUGUGUCGCAGAAGAAAUGAUCCUGCCUACCAGCUCCUCAUCACAGGUGGCACCCAAGCUUAAGACUCAUUGGUAAGAGCUGGGGUGUGAUCCACACUAACCUUUAAGACACUACACUGAAGCUGCAUUUGCAUUUUCUCCACAAAGCUGUAGUCCAAAUUCUUAAAUGGUGGCAAAGAAUGAUUUCAUGAAAGUUGGAAGCACACCAAAACUGUACUGUAUGGAGGAGGACUUGCACCGGUUGGGUUCCUCUUGAUUUUGCACUGUGUAUGUCAGACUGUCAGACUACAAGCUCUAGUACUACUAAUAUUCUACUGUACUGCCCCUUCUUUGGUUGAAGGCUGUCGCCAGCUCAUGUUUAUGGCCAAACAUUUACUGUGUAACCUGCUUUUUGCUGGCUGCAAAUCUCAUUAUCUUUGUACAUAAGUUAGAUUUUAAGUUUCUUGACAUUAUUUAAGUUAACAUGCUUCUCAGGCUUUUUCCUGAUUGUAGUUUUAGAAGUUGAAUCGAUUGUAGUAGUUGAUACCAAUGAAUGUAAAUAAAAUAUAAGGCAAGA
Doryrhamphus excisus (bluestripe pipefish) is the source of this 5995-nucleotide messenger RNA. NCBI's taxonomy places the organism in Eukaryota, Metazoa, Chordata, Actinopteri, Syngnathiformes, Syngnathidae. The record is from RefSeq and is a predicted model, not a curated record.